Gossypium arboreum is the source of this 741-nucleotide messenger RNA. Its product is annotated as L10-interacting MYB domain-containing protein-like. NCBI's taxonomy places the organism in Eukaryota, Viridiplantae, Streptophyta, Magnoliopsida, Malvales, Malvaceae. The transcript has 2 exons. Bases 1 to 741 code for a protein of 246 amino acids. The record is from RefSeq and is a predicted model, not a curated record.
AUGGUAAAGACACGAAAAUUUGUGGAGGGAGAUAGUACCUUAGCAACAACAGCUGUUUGGGAUGAUGAGCUGACGUUGAUAUUUUGUGAGCUUUGCAUGAAUGAAGUCAAUGCUGGUAAUAGACCAACAACUCAUCUAAACUCAAAAGGAUGGGAAAAUGUCGUUGCUCUUUUUCAAGCAAAAACACAAAAAAAUUAUGGAAAACCUCAAUUGAAAAACAAGUGGGAUACAUUAAAAAAGGAAUGGAGGUUAUGGAGGGAGUUGCUCAAGGAAUCUACAGGUAUUGGAUGGUGUCCAUCUAAAAAGACGGUCGAUGCUACCAAAGAAUGGUGGGCUGAAAAAAUACAGGAAAAUCCUAAUUUUAAAGGAUUUAAGAAGAAAGGAAUUGAACCACGAUUGAAUGAUUUAAUGUGGCAAAUGUUUGGUGGCAUUGUAGCCACUGGAGAGAAUGCAUGGGCACCUUCGUCUGGUGUUCUUCCAAGUGGGGUUCCUAUGGGAGAUGAUACACCUAAUGAGGGAUUUGGUGAUUCAAAUGAAAAUAGUAAUGAGAAUGAAAGCAUCCUUCCUAAUGCGGUACCAUCAAACCCUCAUCGUGAAACUCCUAAUCGAAGAAAGGAAAUACUUGGGGUUGUACACGGUAAAGAAAAAAAUCAAGUUCAAGUAGAAAAUCAUCAAGAGAUUCAUUGGCUACUCAUAUUGAGAAAUUGUGUGAGAGUAUGGCUAGUCCAAGGAAGUCAGUGA